UUGUAAACCUAUGUGCUGAAAUUCCCUAUCAUUAAAGAUUAAAGUGUGACUCAAAAGCCAAAUGCUCUUACAUUAUUAAAAUCCCCCAUUCUAGUUCCUUCAAGAAAAAUCCAAUCUAUCCAAUAUAGUGUGUAUAUACAUAAUUAUACAUAUAUAUAAUUAUUUGUUUAUGUUAAUAUAUCACGCAUAUAUAUAGAUGGAUAGAUAUCAAGAUUGUAUAAUAAGAGAAAUUAAGCGGGUUUUGUGUGUGUGUUUUAUUCAAUCAAGAGAGACAUAAUAUAAAGAGAAAAUGGCGAAAUCACGUUUGGUUGGGAUUGGAAUGGACUAUUCAGCAACGAGCAAAUUAGCUUUGAAUUGGGCAAUUCAUAACCUGGUUGGAGAAGGAGAUCAGAUUAUCAUAAUUCAUGUUGCUUCUCCAAAAGCUGAUCCCACUAAUAAACAGCUUUUUCAAGAUACUGGAUCACCGUUGAUACCUCUGUUAGAAUUUCGAGAAAUUAGUGUAGCGAAACGCUAUGGGCUCACCCCUGAUCCAGAGGUUCUUGAUAUGCUUGAUACAGUCUCCAACACCAGAAGGGUGAAGGUGGUGACGAAGGUGUACUGGGGGGAUCCAAGGGAGAAAUUGUGUGAUGCUGUGGAACAACUCAAACUUGACGCACUUAUUCUUGGAAGCAGGGGUUUAGGAGCUAUCAAGAGAGUGUUACUUGGUAGUGUGAGCAACUACGUGGUGCAAAAUGCAAGUUGUCCGGUCACGGUCGUGAAGGGGGCCAGCACCAAGAAAUAAAGCCCUUAAUAGUUUAGGAACAUGCAAUCCACUAGCCCGUGUGGAUUUGGAUAAGCAUGUUCGAGUUGUUGGGUUAUUUACAAGGUAUUUGGCUGAGCUUAUAAGCUCUUUUAAAGUGUUUGAUAAAAUAAGCUCCUAAAGAACAUAUAAGCUGUAAAAAUAAGUUUCAAGAGCUUAUAAGCUCCCAAAAAAUAACUUUCUCUAUCCCAACUUAUUUUAUCAUUAUUUUAUAAGCAACACUCAUUUUACAAAA
Molecule: messenger RNA, 1034 nt
Organism: Salvia miltiorrhiza (redroot sage)
Lineage: Eukaryota; Viridiplantae; Streptophyta; Magnoliopsida; Lamiales; Lamiaceae
Product: universal stress protein PHOS34
Exons: 4
Coding region: 290-781 (163 amino acids)
Source: RefSeq, a predicted model, not a curated record